This is a messenger RNA of Ascochyta rabiei, 978 nucleotides long. Its product is annotated as Arabinan endo-1,5-alpha-L-arabinosidase. The transcript has 2 exons. Gene Ontology annotation, biological process: carbohydrate metabolic process. The coding region runs from base 1 to 978 and encodes 325 amino acids. Gene Ontology annotation, molecular function: arabinan endo-1,5-alpha-L-arabinosidase activity. The record is from RefSeq and is a predicted model, not a curated record. Lineage: Eukaryota; Fungi; Ascomycota; Dothideomycetes; Pleosporales; Didymellaceae.
AUGAAGUCUGCUCUGGCUGUAUCCGCAGCUCUCUCUGUUCUAUCAGCAACAGCAGACGCCUACACCAACCCGCUAUCUUGUAGUGGGACUUGCACAAACGCCCACGACCCCUCCCUCGUUCGUCGCGACGACGGCACCUACUACCGCUUCUCCACCGGCGGCAAAGUCGCGGUCCACACCGCGCCCUCAAUCCAAGGUCCAUGGACGUACAAGGGCGCCGCCCUACCCAACGGCUCUAAGAUCAACAAAGCUGGCAACCAGGAUCUCUGGGCCCCAGACGUGAUCAAAGUCGGCUCGAAAUACUACCUCUACUACUCGGUCUCGGCCUUCGGUGGCCAGGACUCCGCUGUCGGUGUAGCAACGUCAACGACUAUGGAUGUGGGCUCCUGGACUGAUUUGGGCAGUACUGGUGUGGAAUCUGUUGCAGGCAGCAAGUUCAACGCCAUCGAUGGUAAUUUGCAGUCCGCGAACGGAAAAUUGUACAUGAACUUUGGAUCUUUCUGGAGCGAUCUGUUCCAGAUCGAGAUGACGGCCACACCAACCAAGGUGGCAAAAGCAGUCACUGCCGCAACGCAGGUAGCGCUCGUACCAACAUCUCCUCAAGCGCAGGAGGCUGCUUUUGGGUACCAGUAUGGAAACUACUACUACUUGUUCUUCAGUGUAGGGAGCUGCUGUGGUUUCGACACGAGUCGGCCUGCUGCCGGGAAGGAGUACAAGAUCCAGGUCUGUCGAUCGAGCUCUGUAUCAGGGCCGUUUGUUGACAAGAGCGGCAAGUCUUGCCUCCAAGGUGGCGGUACCACCGUUCUCGAAUCCCACGGCUGGGUCUAUGGUCCUGGUGGUCAAGGAAUCCUCAGCGAUACCUCACUCGGCCCAGUUAUCUACUAUCACUACGUUGAUACACGUAUCGGAUAUGCCGACGGCCAGAAGCAGUUCGGUGUCAACAAACUUGACUUUUCGAGUGGGUGGCCGGUCGUGUGA